GCCUCUCCUCUUCGUUUCCUUUCCCGCUCUUUCUAGGGCUUGUCCUGAAGACUGCUGCGGAAAAAUGACGAAGUAGAAAAAGGAAAAUAUGAACUGAAAAUAAAAAAGAGGAACUCGUGUCCCAAAGAAAACGAAGUCGGGGGGCUGUGUUCCAGGCCGGGCUGGGCGGACCCCGAAAGGGGAGAAAGCCCAGGUACCCGCCCUCACACAGCCCCCGCGGGUGCGACGGCGGGCGCUGCUCAGGUUAUGGCGGUGCCCCCCACCCCCCCGCCCCCCAAACCUGCCGGGAGCGGGAGCGAGGAGAGGAGAAAGACGCGCCCAAAGGAAAGCCGGACAGCCAGGGCGCCGACGCUGACGCCGCUCGCCCGCCCGCGGGAGGCGCCACCCGCGCGGCCACGUGACGCGACCACGUGACGCGGCCAAGAUGGCCGCCAGCAGGGGCGACGGCGGCCCGGCGGAGUGGGGGCCGGGGCCGGAGCCCGGAGAAGACUUCGAGGUAGUGGACAGGAGCCAGCUGCCAGGCCCGGGGGACCUGCCGAGCGCGGCGAGGCGGCGGGCGGCGGCGGAGGGCUGGUCCGCGCCCAUCCUGACCCUGGCGCGCCGGGCCACGGGCAACCUGUCGGCCAGCUUCGGGAGCGCGCUGCGCGCGGCCGAGGGGCCGGACGGCGCGGAGGGCGCGGCGCGCGCAGCUUCCAAGUGCCAGAUGAUGGAGGAGCGCGCCAACCUGAUGCACAUGAUGAAACUCAGCAUCAAGGUCUUGCUCCAGUCCGCUCUGAGCCUGGGUCGCAGCCUGGAUGCGGACCACGCCCCCUUGCAGCAGUUUUUCGUGGUGAUGGAGCACUGCCUCAAACAUGGGCUGAAAGUUAAGAAGAGUUUUAUUGGCCAAAAUAAAUCUUUCUUUGGUCCUUUGGAGCUGGUGGAGAAACUUUGUCCAGAAGCAUCAGAUAUAGCCACUAGUGUCAGAAAUCUACCAGAAUUAAAGACAGCUGUGGGAAGAGGCAGAGCUUGGCUUUAUCUUGCACUCAUGCAAAAGAAACUGGCAGAUUAUCUGAAAGUGCUGAUAGACAAUAAACAUCUCUUAAGUGAGUUUUAUGAGCCAGAGGCAUUAAUGAUGGAGGAAGAGGGGAUGGUGCUCGUCGGUCUGCUGGUGGGACUCAAUGUUCUUGAUGCCAAUCUCUGCUUAAAAGGAGAAGACUUGGAUUCUCAGGUUGGAGUGAUCGACUUUUCCCUCUACCUUAAGGAUAUGCAGGAUCUUGAUGGUGGCAAAGAGCAUGAAAGAAUUACUGAUGUCCUUGAUCAAAAAAAUUAUGUGGAAGAACUGAACCGGCACUUAAGCUGCACAGUUGGGGAUCUUCAAACCAAGAUAGAUGGCUUGGAAAAGACUAAUUCAAAGCUUCAAGAAGAGCUUUCAGCUGCAACAGACCGGAUUUUUUCACUUCAAGAAGAACAGCAACAAUUAAGAGAACAAAAUGAAUUAAUUCGUGAAAGAAGUGAGAAGAGUGUAGAGAUAACAAAACAGGACACAAAGGUUGAGCUGGAGACUUACAAGCAAACUCGGCAGGGUCUGGACAAAAUGUACAGUGACGUGUGGAAGCAGCUGAAGGAGGAGAAGAAAGUGCAUUUGGAACUAGAAAAAGAACUGGAAUUACAAAUUGGGAUGAAAACUGAAAUGGAAAUUGCAAUGAAGCUACUGGAAAAGGACACCCAUGAGAAGCAGGACACACUCGUCGCCCUCCGCCAGCAGCUGGAAGACGUCAAAGCGAUCAACUUGCAGAUGUUCCACAAAGUUCAGGAUACAGAGAGCAGUUUACAGCAAAAGGAUGAAGUCAUCGCAUCUUUUGAAGAAAAAAUCAAUCAAAUCAUGUCCAGCAUGAAGCAGAUGGAGGAAAGGUUACAGCACUCGGAAAGGGCGCGGCAGGGCGCCGAGGAGCGGGGCCGCCAGCUGCAGCGGGAGCUGGGCUGCAGGAGCGGCGUGCUGCAGGAGCAGCUCUCCCAGCUGCAGGGCCAGUGCUCAAGUCUUGAGAAAGAAUUGAAAUCAGAAAAAGAGCAAAGGCAAGCUCUUCAACGCGAGUUGCAGUGUGAGAAGGACACCUCGUCUCUCCUCCGAGCAGAGCUGCAGCAAGUGGACGGGCUGAAAAGGGAGCUGCGAGCGCUCCAGGACGAGAAGGCAGAGUUACAGAAGGUUUGUGACGAGCAGGAACAAGCCCUCCAGGAAAUGGGCCUUCACCUCAGCCAGUCAAAGCUGAAGAUGGAAGACAUCAAGGAAGUCAAUAAAGCACUGAAGGGCCACACUUGGCUGAAAGACGACGAAGCUACCCACUGUAAGCAGUGUGAGAAGGAGUUCUCCAUCUCCCGGAGAAAGCACCACUGCCGCAACUGCGGCCACAUCUUCUGCAACACGUGCUCCAGUAACGAGCUGGCCCUGCCCUCCUACCCCAAGCCCGUGCGCGUGUGUGACAGCUGCCACACCCUGCUCCUGCAGCGCUGCUCCUCCUCCACAGGCUCCUGAGGCCUCCGGACAGCGCCCACCUGCAGGGGUUCGCGGAGGAAGCUUGUUUCCCAAGAGAAGCUAAGAAAAGACCAGUCCGGGGUCGGCGGCCAGCACUUUGAGUGAAAUGAACUCUGGGUUGAAACUUCCUUCUCACUUGGCUGCAUCACGGUUUAGGGUCAGAAUAACUUCAUGGUUUUGAUACUGUCAUUUUCACUUUUUACAGAACUAACCUCUCUUGCAGCAGUUGUACUACUGUAGUGAGUAUAGUGAGUAAUCGGUUCCUCUCUCCCCCCCACCCUCCCGACUGCCCUGUGUGCCUUCCCUGCUGGAGUCAAGAAACGGGCCCUUUCACACCCUUGUAAAUCCUCUCUCUCUAGUGCAGAAAAUAAAGGAGCUUGUGUCAACCUGAGUUAGCUUCUGAAGACACCUCAGACGGGCUCCAUUUCGGGACAAGAGGCCCUUUGGGGGCUGUGUUUGGGGCGAAGCCUGCUGGGUUCUGGAGUAUAGGCUGUGCUCUGCACCCAGGUGAGCCAAGGACAACUUGGGCCAUUAAGUCCGUUGGUGGUAUGGGAAGUGACCUGUCGCCAAAGCUCAGGACAGAUGGACACACCUGUGGGGAAGCACCUUGGGGUUUGCCUUUCAGAAGCACCGUCAGGACAGGUGUUAGCUGUGGGCUGUGAAAACUGGCUCAGAGCACAUGCUCACCUCCCUCCCCCAGUCAGUGGCCUCAAGUCAGUCCAUUUGUGGACUGGGCUUCAGCCUUCUCCACCCUCAGUGCACUCACCUUACUGCCCCUCGGAUUCAUCCUCCUCAUUGCCCGUCUGUACCUCCCACCAGUCCUGGACUGCUCCCAGCUGGCCAGCCCCUAUUGGAGGCCCUGACUCUUCCUUCUCAGGAGGGCUCUCCACAGCCUAGCUCAAGGUUCCCAGCUACUCCCUUAAGUACACCUUUAUGUUAUGGAUGGAAAACAGAGGCUCCGUGAGGUUAGAUACCAGCAUUCAGUGCAGCCAGCCUCCAAAACCAUGUUUUAUCCAAGCUGCAGGUUUUCACACCUUACCCUGAGCUUUUUAAAUAUUCACUCUUCCCCAAACAUUUACAUACUGCUACCUCGAACUGGUCUGGCCUUAGAUGUAUGUACCUUGUCUUCAGUGCACCCCAUUUGUACUCCAGCUUGCUGGAGACCUUAGGCAAGUCACUUCACUUCUGAGCCUUAGCUCUCAUCUGCACACACAAAAGGUAGCAGGCUAAUACCUCCCCACUAAUGUACCAUUCCGAAGGCUCAGUAAGUACAUGACAUGCCCACCACUGUGCCACUUAGUGCUCUUCCCUUAAUCACACCUAUUUUCUUCUCCAACCUCAUCCCCCUCCUAACCCCCAAGCAACAAAUGUUCAAGCAUUAUUCACAAAGAAUCCUGGGGCCAGUUACCAAUAUUUAGCUGCAUGGAAAAUUUUUCACUCAGACAUCAGUUAUACACCUGAACUUUGGGACCCUCUGGUCUGGCAGCCUUCUCCUAACCUGGGCAGUGACAGACGCCCUAAGGCAGCGUGGAGAUUUGUGUUCAAUGCAGACAAUGUCUGGAGGUUCUGGUCAUUCCCAACAAGCUCCAGGAUGCUGGCCCACGGAAGCUAAGAUUCCUAAGAACCAGAACGUUCUUACUCAUUAGCUUUACUCCACGUUUCUACUUCUUUCCCUUCCUCAAUGUUUUCAACGAAAAUGUUCUUUAUGUAAAAUUAACUGAAGAACUCAAGAUGGAACCCUCCUUGAGCCUUCUCAAUACCAGGGAUCUCCAAUCCACACACACUUAAUAACUCAGCCAAUACUAGGUUUAGCUGAUCACCAGUGCUCACAUUGAAAAUUAAUCAUCUCUAAACCUGCUGGACAAGCGACAUGAUACAUUCCAAGUGCAACACCUGUGUGUUCAUAGCCCUUUCCUGACAGUGUAGAGCAGCACCAAUAGUCAGCAGAGAGCAUACAGCAGGCCAGGGGGGUCUACAGGGCCCCACGCACAUCUUUGUGCAAUGCUGCCACCUACAGACUUAGAAUUGAGUAGGCCCACCCCACUAAUCUCACCCAGGAAUAAAGGAGAAAAUCUUCAGCCCUUGUCAGAGCAAAAUGUACACACCAGGCUCCCAACAGUACAAGCCUUUACAGCUAAUCAAUACAACUGAGUCUGGAGCAAGCAGCAACUUCCAACUGGUGAGCUGCAAGAAUUUUUAAAACAUGCAAUACCGGACUAUUUUAGUCAAGAGCACUGACCUCUCUUCCCUUAGACCAGUGGUCGGCAAACUGCAGCUCACGAGCCACAUGCUCUUUGGCCCCUUGAGUGUGGCUCUUCCACAAAAUACCACGGCCUGGGCGAGUCUAUUUUGAAGAAGUGGCAUUAGAAGCUUAAGUUUAAAAAAUUUGGCUCUCAAAAGAAAUUUCAAUUGUUGUACUGUUGAUAUUUGGCUCUGUUGACUAAUGAGUUUGCCGACCACUGCCUUAGACUAUCAAAUUUAAAAAAUGACAACAGCCAACACAACAGCCAUCUGGUGUAAAUGCCAUCUUGAACUAUAAUAUAUAGGCCAUAUAAUUGGUCAAUUCUUGGUACCAGAAAUCUAUAAUAAAAGCAUAAUAUGCUAAUUAGGACGUCCUUCCAGACAGAGCUGGGGCUGCAGCUGUGGGAUGGAAGCAGCCACUAUGGCUGCAAGGGAGCCUCUAGUACUUAUGCCCGAUGCACGAAAUUCGUGCAAGAGUAGGCCUGCCUGCCUUUGCCCGGCUGCCCACAGGCACCCAGGACUGGGGCUGGCUUCCCUCCAGCCCCAGCUUCAUUGGGAAGACGUCCAAUCUAAUUAGCAUAUCACCCUUUUAUUAUUAUAGAUAGGCAACUGAUUGUUUAGUCACUCUAGAGCAAAAAUAGUAGGCAAGAAGUAGUGUUUUGUUUUGUAAACCUGUCAAAAUCAUACCUAUUUUAUCAGAUUGGCAAAAAAAAAAAAAAACAACACACACACACAAAACUAUUCUUUGGUGUACCGCAGAUUUUAGUAGUUUGUAUGCCAUUAGAUGAAAAUUACUAGAGGGACGGUGAAUGAGUGGUAGUUUCCCAACUGCAGCCUACACUUUAAAUUCCUAAUGCAGAGUAUUGUGAUAUGCUAGCAAAUAUAAAAUUUUAGCCCCAAUCUACAAUCUACCAGACUUUAAAUACUGACUUACUUUCAGAAGUAUGUGGUCUGGCCCUCGCUGGUUUGGCUCAGUGGAUAGAGCCUUGGUCCUGGGUUUGAUUCAAGGGCACACACGCAAGUUGCGGGCUCCAUCCCCAGUAGGGGGUGUGCAGGAGGCAGCGGUUCAAUGAUUCUCUCUCAUUGAUGUUUCUAUCUCCCUCUCCCUUCCUCUCUGAAAUCAAUUUAAAGAAAACAGUAUGUGGUCUUUUCCCUCAAGAGCUUUAAAGGAAAUGAAUUUUGCUCUUAAGUCAAGCAUGUCAAACUCACAGCCCACAAUGAAUAUUUUAGUGGCCCAGCCAAUAUAAUGGUAAGAAAUGUUCUAAUAAAAAAAUGUCAUAACUUUUACAAUAUCCUGUUAUAAUUAUUAAAAACAAACUACAAUGCU
Molecule: messenger RNA, 6077 nt
Organism: Eptesicus fuscus (big brown bat)
Lineage: Eukaryota; Metazoa; Chordata; Mammalia; Chiroptera; Vespertilionidae
Gene: RUFY1
Product: RUN and FYVE domain containing 1
Exons: 18
Coding region: 425-2509 (694 amino acids)
Biological process (GO): protein transport; regulation of endocytosis
Cellular component (GO): cytoplasm
Molecular function (GO): metal ion binding
Source: RefSeq, a predicted model, not a curated record